Messenger RNA from Chelmon rostratus (copperband butterflyfish), 903 nucleotides. RefSeq names its product proteinase-activated receptor 3 (gene hcar2). Bases 1 to 903 code for a protein of 300 amino acids. The transcript has a single exon. Lineage: Eukaryota; Metazoa; Chordata; Actinopteri; Chaetodontiformes; Chaetodontidae. Gene Ontology annotation, cellular component: membrane. Gene Ontology annotation, biological process: phospholipase C-activating G protein-coupled receptor signaling pathway; positive regulation of Rho protein signal transduction. Gene Ontology annotation, molecular function: G protein-coupled receptor activity. The record is from RefSeq and is a predicted model, not a curated record.
AUGUCCUCCGACGACCUUCCUCUCAUGGAGGUUUUAUACUCGAACUCCUCUGUGCUCUUCAUCUCUCACCGGCCCCUCAACUACACCGGCGGUGAGAAGACCGUGUAUGAGCGUUGCAAAGACCUGCCCACUGUCAUCAUUUGGUACCUGGGCCUGCAGUUCAUCAACAUGUUUCUGGGCAUCCCGGCAAACCUCAUGGUGCUGUGGCUCAUCCAUAAGAACAAGGGUGACACCUCCACCUCGGAUAUCUUCAUCCUUCAUCUGGCGGUUUUGGAUGUACUCUUCUGUCUCAUCCCUCCCCUUGAGCUGGCCAACAUAGUCUUCCUCACCACCAGCAGCACCUGGUACGUCCUGCGCUUCUUCUACGGCAUGAAAGACUCCUCGCCUCUCUUCCUCUCCUGCAUCUGCCUGGACCGCUACAUGGCCGUGGUCCACCCCAUCACCUUCACCGAGCUCAAGGACCGCCGACACCGAGCGGUCCUGGCCUUUGUCGUCUGGCUGAUCACUCUGGCCUACGCUGCUGCUAAAUGCAUAGGCAACAUUGUCAACUUCGAGAAGGUCUUCACGGCGAUGAUCCUCGCGGCGUUCGCCUUCAUGGUGUUCUGCAACAUUGCGAUCCUGUGGGCGCUGAGGCAGUCAGGGCCCGGCAGAGAUGAGAUGCAUCCCGUGAAGAAGAGAGCCUUCAAGAUGGUCCUCAUCAUCCUGGCCAUCAUAGUGUUCAACUACUUCCCACCGGUCGCGCUGUUCCCCUUCCAGCACUACUUCUCUCCCGACGUGUUUAGUUGUUACAUUCACUACGUGGCGUUUGGCCUGAUGGACUUCAGCAGCAGCAUCCAGCCUAUGCUCUAUCUGUCCAAGGAGAAGCCGCCGUGCAGCCUGAACUGCUGCUCUGGCAGCAGCUGA